CUUUACCCACAAUGCACGCCUUCCAUUCCGUCCUUCCGACUUCCGCCUCAGCGUUUCGAGACGAUGGCCCCAACCAAAAAGGGUGAAAAGAAGAAAGGGCGUUCUGCCAUCAACGAGGUGGUGACCAGAGAGUACACCAUCAAUAUACACAAGCGUAUCCAUGGAGUGGGAUUCAAGAAGAGGGCCCCCCGCGCCAUCAAUGAAAUCCGCAAGUUUGCAGUGAAAGAGAUGGGAACACCCGAUGUCCGUAUUGACACUCGCCUCAACAAGGCAGUGUGGAGCAAGGGGAUCAGGAACGUGCCGUACAGAAUACGUGUUCGACUGUCCAGGAAACGAAAUGAGGAUGAGGAUUCCCCCAACAAACUGUACACCCUGGUGACAUAUGUUCCAGUCACCACAUGCAAAGGUCUGCAGACAGUCAAUGUUGAUGAAAACUAAACAUGCGUGAGUGGAUUAAACACAAUAAAAAGAAUUGUUGUAUCUA
Corythoichthys intestinalis (scribbled pipefish) is the source of this 484-nucleotide messenger RNA. RefSeq names its product ribosomal protein L31 (gene rpl31). Gene Ontology annotation, cellular component: cytosolic large ribosomal subunit; ribosome. Gene Ontology annotation, biological process: cytoplasmic translation. The transcript is spliced from 5 exons. The record is from RefSeq and is a predicted model, not a curated record. NCBI's taxonomy places the organism in Eukaryota, Metazoa, Chordata, Actinopteri, Syngnathiformes, Syngnathidae. The coding region runs from base 64 to 438 and encodes 124 amino acids. Gene Ontology annotation, molecular function: structural constituent of ribosome.